This is a messenger RNA of Physcomitrium patens, 2261 nucleotides long. Its product is annotated as cytochrome P450 703A2. Lineage: Eukaryota; Viridiplantae; Streptophyta; Bryopsida; Funariales; Funariaceae. Gene Ontology annotation, molecular function: monooxygenase activity; heme binding; iron ion binding. The record is from RefSeq and is a predicted model, not a curated record.
UUCUUGAGUUGUGGUGGAGAGUCGAUUCAUGCGCUUCUCUAUGAAGCCUGUGAAAGCACCCAUGAGUUGAUACUAUAUUUUCACAUGGGAUCGGUGUAGUAGUGUGCUGUUGCUGGAGCCUGGUGAGAUGUAACUGCGUCACCGUCGCAGAACAGGGAAAUUAAGUACAAAGUUUUAAGCUCGUUGAGUUGUGUGCUUCGAGGAUAUGGAUACCCUUGUAUCUCUGGAGCUCUUUGGCGGCGUCGUCUGGAAUUGGGUCCAGGAGAGUCGCUUGCUGAUGACUACAUGUUCUGUGUUGGUGGCGCUGGUGAGCUCAGUUUUCCUAUUUUCGCGGUUCCGGAAGCCAUUGCAACUUCCACCUGGUCCCAAAGGACUGCCGUUUGUGGGGAAUUUGCUGCAGUUGGGAUCGCUCCCCCACAAGACCGUCACUGAAUUGCAUAAAAAAUACGGCCACCUUGUGUACCUACGUCUGGGCAGCGUCCAAACCAUUGUGAUGGACAGUCCCGAGCUCUUUAGGGAGAUCACCAGGGAACAGGACAAUGUGUUUUCAUCGCGACCGCAUUUGACGUUCACGGAGCUUGUGGCCUACGAUGCCCACGAUUUUGCAAUGGCGCCGUAUGGUCCCCACUGGCGGCAUGUUAGGAAAAUCUGCGUGCAUGAACUUCUGACGAACAAGCGGCUUGAGAGCACUGCGGGAGAGCGCAAGGAGGAGUGGAGAUGCAUGGUAAAGGCCAUUUUAGAAGCGGCCAACAGUGGCGACGUUGUAGACAUGAGGGAUGUCUUUGCGGGCGUGUCGAUGACGGUGAUGUGUAGAAUGUUGGUAGGGAGGCGGGACUUUUCUGCUAGAGAAGAUAAGCCGCGGGAUUUUAAGCAUCUUAUCCAUGAAUUGUUUCGAUUGAUGGGAGUGUUGAACCUAAGGGAUUUUGUGCCAGCUCUUGGGUGGCUGGACUUGCAAGGUUUCGAGAGAGAUAUGCGCAAGUUGCGGCGUGAAUUUGAUGAGGUGUUUGACGCCGUCAUUCAAGAGCAUAGAGACCUGGCAUCUGGCAAGCUGCCAGGAGGAAAGCCGAACGACUUCAUCAGCGUCCUGCUGGACCUUCCAGGCGAGAAUGGAGAGCCGCACCUGGACGAGAAAACCAUCAAAGCUCUCCUACAAGACAUGCUAGCGGGCGCAACGGACACAUCCGCAGUGACAAACGAGUGGGCCAUGGCGGAAAUCAUCCGCAACCAGGAGAUUCAGCGCAAGCUCCAGAACGAGCUCGACUCAGUGGUAGGCCGCGACCGUAACGUGCAGGAAUCCGACCUUCCAAACAUGCCAUACCUCAUGUGCAUAACGAAGGAGACCUUCCGACUCCACCCAGCGGGUCCCUUCGGCAUCCCCCGCGAGACGAUGGCCGAUACUAAGCUGAACGGUUACCACGUGCCGAAGGGCACUCGAGUCCUCAUGAACUUCUACUCGUUGGGUCGAAACCCCGAGAUUUGGGCGGAUCCUUUGGAAUUCAAACCGGAGCGAUGGGAGCGAGAAAACUUGGCCCAGGUCCAGGACCCCGAAUUCCGCAUCUUCCCCUUCGGCAAUGGCCGUCGCCAGUGCCCCGGCUACAUCUUAGGCAGCAGCAUGGUACUCUCGACGCUGGCGACGCUCUACCACGGAUUCAACUGGUCUCUCCCACCCGACGUUGCCCGCAUCGACAUGGACGAAGCCUUCGGCUGCACGUUGCCGAUGAGAACUCGUCUCCGCGCAGUCGCGACGCCCCGGCUCCCGCCAUACUUGUAUGCCUAGUCGACUUCCGCCAUCGCUUGACGGCCGCGACCGCGAACGCGCGGCUUCAAGGCUGCCGCCGAAACUGGAAUCCUGGUGCACUGUCCACGCCGAACGCCGGCCGCGGCCAUCGACGCGCGUCCAUGAAAGCACACUUUUUCCUUCGUACUUCAGACCUCUUUUUGUGUAGAUUUUUAUAUAAGUUUGGUCCCGUACUUUUAGAAUUUAAAACUUGUGUAAGUUGGGUCAGAUCCAUGCCGAUAGUUUGACACUGAAUGAAUGGCUUUUUCACUGAUUCAGUUGUUUCAUGGUGUGGGGUAUUUUUACUGGCGUUGUUGCUGGUGAUUAAGUUAAUAAUACUUGGAUAUUAGUCGUGAUAGUAAUUAGGUUUUGAUUCCUUCUGUUUUAAGCCUUGUUAAUUUUUAAACAAGCAUUGGAAAUGAUGCCUUCAAGAUUUUUUUCUUAACAAGAAAAUGAAGUGGUGGAACUUAGAUUGUUACAUCAA